UUAUGUGCGUAACGCACAGUCCCAAAAGGAAAAUAAAGAGAGAGUGAAAGGGUGUGGGCACGUCGGUAUACACUGCAGGAAAAGCCUUUCUCCUUCUCCAUAUAAUAGCAAUCUUGAAAAGAAAAGCUUCCUGCUGUUCAUCAAGAGGAGGAGGAGGAGGAGGAGGCAAGGAGGGAAAACCAGAGGAGGGAAAGCUUCAGCUGUAACCCAACAAUAAAUACUCAGUAGUCUGUUAAGGGGAGAAAAUACUCUGUUUUAUCUCAUAUCUAGCCGGCCGAGAGCAAAUAGCAAUGGCAGUGUACACGCCUAUUAAAGGGCAAGAGGAAGACAAUGGAGAUAGAAACAAGUCCCUGAAAAGUAACGAUGAAGGUGGUCAUGUGGAUGAUGAUGAAGCUGUGGAUGAAAACAAAUCUUUCAUCCUCCCUACUCAUUCAAGGCAGCAAGAUGAUGUACAACGACAGAAACAACAACGUCUUGUUUCUCUUGAUGUUUUUCGUGGUCUCACUGUUGCGCUAAUGAUACUUGUGGAUGAUGCUGGUGGAGUUCUGCCUGCUAUUAAUCAUUCACCAUGGAAUGGUUUAACACUUGCAGAUGUUGUCAUGCCAUUUUUCCUAUUCAUUGUCGGUGUUUCGCUUGGACUCACAUACAAGAAAUUGUCAUGCAAAGCUGUUGCAACUAGAAAAGCGAUACUCCGGACACUCAAACUUCUAAUUAUAGGUCUUUUUCUUCAAGGUGGCUUUUUACAUGGUCUGAAUGAUCUAACUUAUGGGGUUGAUAUGACACAGAUAAGAUGGAUGGGUAUCUUGCAGAGAAUAGCAAUAGGAUAUUUAGUAGGGGCAAUGUGUGAGAUUUGGCUAAAAGGUGGUAAUCAUGUUACUUCCGGAUUAUCCAUGCUGAGGAAAUAUCAGUUUCAAUGGGCUGCAGUUUUGAUGUUUGUUACUAUAUAUCUUUCCUUGUUAUAUGGCUUGCAUGUUCCUGACUGGGAGUAUCAGAUUCCAGUUGCUGCCUCUGCUUCCACCCCUAAGAUAUUUCCAGUGAAAUGUGGGGUAAGGGGCCACACAGGACCUGCGUGUAAUGCUGGUGGAAUGAUUGACCGUACAAUCUUGGGAAUUCAACACCUGUAUAGAAAGCCUAUUUAUGCACGAACUAAGCCAUGUAGUAUCAAUUCCCCUGGUUAUGGCCCGCUACCUCCAGAUGCUCCUUCAUGGUGUCAGGCUCCUUUUGAUCCUGAAGGACUCCUGAGUUCAGUAAUGGCCAUCGUCACCUGCCUGGUUGGUUUGCACUACGGGCACAUCAUUGUCCAUUUCAAGGAACACAAGGAUAGAACCCUUCACUGGAUGGUCCCAUCCACUUGUUUUCUAGUCUUGGGUCUGGUCUUGGAUUUGCUUGGAAUGCAUGUUAACAAGGCUCUUUACACAUUCAGUUACAUGUGUGUCACUGCUGGUGCUGCCGGCAUUGUAUUUACUGGAAUCUACUUACUGGUUGAUGUGUGUGGAUUCAGGUGGCCGAUGUUGGUACUAGAGUGGAUGGGAAUGCAUGCUUUGUUGAUUUUUACCCUUGCAACCAGCAAUAUCUUGCCGGUGGUCCUGCAGGGAUUUUAUUGGAAGCAGCCUGGAAACAACAUUCUUAGGUUUAUUGGAAUUGGAAGAUGAAAGGACAGCAGACUAGAUGGUUUACAUCUUGACCACACUAGUUUACUUUCCAGUGCAUUCUCCUGGAAAACCUACUACAUUGUUCAUCUCCAGUUGUUGUAAAAAAAUGAUAAGCAGAAACAUGUUCCUCCAUCUCCCCCCUCGUAUUUUAGGAGCUUUUUUAGUGAUCCUUUCAGUUUUUUUUUUGUCUUGUGACAAUUCUGAUACGCAGCCUUGUAUAAUGGGAGCUUUGAGAUCAUAAAUUCGUUUUCAUAUUUACGAGACAGUCAAUAUUAUUAACUGAA
Populus trichocarpa (black cottonwood) is the source of this 1936-nucleotide messenger RNA. RefSeq lists its product as uncharacterized. The transcript has 13 exons. NCBI's taxonomy places the organism in Eukaryota, Viridiplantae, Streptophyta, Magnoliopsida, Malpighiales, Salicaceae. The record is from RefSeq and is a predicted model, not a curated record. The coding region runs from base 291 to 1652 and encodes 453 amino acids.